AUGGCAGAUGGCCACCUCGUAACCCAAGUUAUAUCAGGGACAACUGUUCCCGCGUCAACAGCUACGCCAAUACCGUCAGCACGACCACCGAAACCGGAACUGCCGGCCAAUGUUGAGAUACGAAUGGCACCACCCUCUGCCGCACAAGAUGAGGCUCUCGUAGUCGCCUUGCAGCAUCUCGUCAACCUUGUUUACAGGGAAACGGAGGGCGAUAUCUUCUUCGAUGGGUACCAACGCAUAAACGCAGCUGAAAUGCGGCAGAUCCUAGAAGCUGGUGAGCUGGCAGUAGUCUACUCUAGUAGUCAAGGAGCGGAACAAACACCAGGCUUCCAGUCUCGCCCCGUAGGGUGUAUUCGCAUACAGAGGCGCUCGGACACGACUGGGGAGUUUGGCAUGUUUGCCAUUGAACCCACAUACCGCGGGGGCGGGAUGGGUCGGGAAAUGGUGGAAUUCGCGGAGGAUCACUGUCAAUCACAGGGGCUCAACGCCAUGCAAUUAGAGCUCUUGGUUCCGGUUGGUUUUAAGCAUGGUUUCAAGACGAGGUUGCUGGAAUGGUACACCAGAAUGGGUUAUCGCCUGAUAAAGCUCGGUGAUUUUCAGGAUGAUUAUCCACAACUGGCGCCUUUGCUUCGAGGACCGACCGAGUAUCGUGUGUUUGAAAAGAGUCUGGUGGUAUCUGGGUGA
Messenger RNA from Neoarthrinium moseri, 684 nucleotides. RefSeq lists its product as uncharacterized. The coding region runs from base 1 to 684 and encodes 227 amino acids. NCBI's taxonomy places the organism in Eukaryota, Fungi, Ascomycota, Sordariomycetes, Amphisphaeriales, Apiosporaceae. The record is from RefSeq and is a predicted model, not a curated record. The transcript has a single exon. Gene Ontology annotation, molecular function: acyltransferase activity, transferring groups other than amino-acyl groups.